Messenger RNA from Ostertagia ostertagi, 1509 nucleotides. Lineage: Eukaryota; Metazoa; Nematoda; Chromadorea; Rhabditida; Trichostrongylidae. The record is from the annotation of a GenBank genome assembly.
AUGUUAGAUAUUGUAUCAAAUGUUGUUGACAAACUAUUUGCCGUUUGGCCGUUUGUCACAGCACUCAACGCCAAGAUGGGGAAAGGUUUCCAAAAUUUUAUGUCCAAAAAGGACUUCCAUCCAAGCGCUUGGUGGAAUUUGAAAAGGGUGUGGGAAGUUCGGCAACAAAAAGCAAUUGAUGACAAACGACAAGAGGAUCUCCGUGUUCAGUAUGAAAAAGAACAAGAAAUGCUCAAUAAUAAAGCUCUCUUGGGAGACGAAAAGGCCAAGAUGGGGUUGUCGUUCAUGUAUGAUGCACCAGCAGGAAUGACAAAAAGAGAAGAACCAAAGGAGGAGCCAAAGUUCGAGUGGCAACGAAAGUAUCACGCGCCUCGUGAAGAAUGGGCUAAGGAUAACGAUCAGAUCCAAGAUCAGCCUUUCGGUAUACAGGUACGCAACGUGCGCUGUUGUAAAUGCCACAAAUGGGGCCACUUGAAUACCGAUAACGAGUGUCCUCUAUUUGGAAUGAGUGGUAAUUUUGAAGAUGCUGGAUAUGCUAAUAAUCCAUCGGAUCUCAUCAAAGAGUUGCGCAAAGAACGUGAAGCAGUUGGUCCUUCGCAUAAAAAAGACGAUCUCAUGAAUCGGAAAGAAUUCAUGGAUCGUACGCAGCUUGCAGAAGAAAUGAAAGAUACCCAUGGUUUGCGCCUGAAAGGAAAUGUUUUGAACGUCAUUCGUGAGGAUCAGGAAGUAAGUACGCUGAAGGCGGAGCCAAGCGAGGCAGACCAGAUGAAGGCCUUCCUGGCUAGCUUGAGCGAUAAGGAGAAGAAGAAACUCAUGAAAAGACGAGAAGCCUCCAGUGAAACUUCAACGGCAAACUUGAACCGAAACGUCGGCGCACCCCAGAACAACGACGUCGGCGACACGAUUCAAGUGAUGCUGAAGAAAGAAGAAAGCGAAAACCUUCUAAAGGAAAAGAAUUCGGAAAGUCGACCAAAGCGCCACUCGAGUAGCGAUACAGAGCGAAGUAAUGCAGGGAAAUCUCCACUGGGAUUGCGCUACAAAAAAGAUGAUAAAGUCGCAAAAGAUAGUAAACGUGAAUAUGCUAAAACUGAUGCUCCUCGUAAAAGAGUGAACAGCACGGAAAGAGAUGGGAGUGGUGGCUCAAGCAAAGGGCGUGAAGUUGCACUGAAGGAAUCUCCUAGAAGGAGGAAAAAAAGCUCAGAUAGCUCCUCAGAUUCAAGCAGCGAUGACUCUUCACAUUCGAAACAGUCUGCACGAAAAAAUAAAUCACCGCCACGAAGACGCCGUCAAGACUCGACUAGUGAUGAAGAGUGUGCAAGUUCCCGCAAAAAGGAGGGACACCAUCGCAAUGAACGAGGAGAAGAAAGUCGAAGGAACGAUCGAGAUGAACGGAAUCGACGGCGACGAGAUUCUCCACGCCGAAGGCACGAUUCUUCCUCACGGUCACCAAGAAAGGAGCGACAGCGUUCGCGUACAAGGUCGAGAUCACCACGUGACAGAAGGCGAUAA